Molecule: messenger RNA, 3454 nt
Organism: Westerdykella ornata
Lineage: Eukaryota; Fungi; Ascomycota; Dothideomycetes; Pleosporales; Sporormiaceae
Product: coatomer subunit beta
Exons: 9
Coding region: 303-3173 (956 amino acids)
Biological process (GO): intracellular protein transport; endoplasmic reticulum to Golgi vesicle-mediated transport; intra-Golgi vesicle-mediated transport
Cellular component (GO): COPI vesicle coat; cytoplasm
Molecular function (GO): structural molecule activity
Source: RefSeq, a predicted model, not a curated record
GUUGACCCUGAUGAUGCUUGACUGGAGUUCAGCACGCAGUUGCUCGCCGAGACUGUGACACUGCGCAUGUACCUUUCUCCUCUCCGCCGGCCAGCUUCCACACGCCCAGCUCCCACCAAUUCCACGCCACUAGCCCACUGCAACCCAAGGGGCUCCCUCAAUAGAAAUCCAGACGAGUCGGCCCGCGUACCUCUCCUCUCGACGGGAAUUGACGACGGCGGCCGAUCGUUGGACCUACGAGGCAUUUCGAUAAAGAUCUAGGGGAGAUCUAGACGCCAGCACCGCUGAGCGAAGCGUGCAAUAUGGCGACCUUCCUGGAGAACUCAUACAGCCUGGUCCAUCAGGACAACACGGCCGAUAUCCCGUCUCAGAAUGAGCUUAAACAGGCGCUUGAGAAGGGCACCGAUGAGUCCAAGAUUGAGACCAUGAAGAAGAUCCUCUCCAUAAUGCUGAACGGCGACCCUCAGACGGGCCUCUUGAUGCACAUAAUACGAUUUGUUAUGCCUAGCAAGUCCAAGCCUUUGAAGAAGCUCAUGUAUUUGUUUCUGGAGGUAUGUCCGAAGCACGACUCUCAAGGGAAGCUUCGCCAGGAAUGGAUAUUGGUGUGCAAUGCCAUCCGUUUCGAUCUGCAAGCUCCCAACGAAUAUGUCAGAGGAAAUACACUGCGUUUUCUUUGCAAGCUGCGGGAUGCAGAGUUGGUAGAACCGCUUCUACAACCCGCUCGCCAAUGUCUUACCCAUAGACAUGCCUAUGUCCGCAAGAAUGCCACGUUCGCGAUCGCCUCGAUAUACACUCACCUGCCUGAAUUGCUGCCAGAUGCUCCCGACCUGUUGCUCACAUUUCUGGACGAAGAGAAUGAUUCUACUUGCAAACGCAACGCUUUCGUGGCACUUGCGUCCAUUAGCCAUGAAAAGGCGCUUGAAUAUCUGAGUGGAGUUUUCGACUCAAUACCGAAUCACGAUGAGCUUGUACUUCUGGCCGAAUUGGAGUUCAUACGCCGGGACGCUGCUAUCAACCCACAAAACAAAGCGCGAUACCUACGGUUGAUCUUUGACCUUCUCGAGUCCAGUGUUUCGACCGUCAUCUACGAAGCAGCCCACGCCCUCACCACACUCACUCACAACCCAGUAGCUGUUAAAGCUGCCGCCGGUAAAUUCAUCGACUUGGCAAUCAAAGAACCAGACAACAACGUCAAGCUGAUCGUGCUUGAACGGGUUGACCAACUGAGAGAAAAGAAUGAGGGCGUACUGGACGACUUGACCAUGGAGGUCCUCCGUGUCCUCUCGAGCACCGACCUGGAUGUACGGAAGAAAGCGCUCAACAUCGCUCUUCAAAUGGUGACAAGCAGGAAUGUGGAAGAGGUAGUCCUGCUUCUGAAGAAGGAGCUUAUGAAGACGGUCGACGAGCAGUAUGAGAAGAACACAGAAUAUCGAUCCCUGCUGAUCUCCUCUAUUCAUCAGUCGGCCAUCAAGUUUCCAGAAGUUGCUGCCAGCGUUGUUGGCUCGCUCAUGGACUUCAUCUCCGACGCGAGCAGCAACGCCUCUGCUGUGGAUGUCAUCGCCUUUGUGAAGGAGGUCGUCGAACGUUUCCCGGAUCUGCGGCCAUCGAUUGUGGAACGUCUGAUCACGACACUAGGCGAAGUCCGCGCCGGCAAGGUCUAUCGUGGAGUCCUGUGGAUCAUUGGAGAGUUCUCACUGGAAGCGAAAGAUAUUCGCGAUGCUUGGAAGGGUAUUCGCUCCUCUCUUGGCGAGAUUCCUAUCCUUGCUUCAGAACAACGGCUACUGGAUGAGGCUUCUGAAGGAAAAGAACCCGAAGAUCAGGUUAACGGCCACACCAAAUCAUCAGCUCCUUCAGGCUCUCGCAAAGUUCUCGCUGACGGCACUUACGCUACCGAAAGCGCAUUCACUUCCUCAGCGGCGGAUAAGGCGAAAUUGGACGCAGUUAAGAACUCGCAAAAGCCUCCUCUGCGCCAACUCAUCCUCGAUGGGGACUACUAUCUUGCUACUGUUCUGUCAAGCACGCUCACCAAACUCGUCAUGCGACAUUCGGAGAUCUCCAAGGACACAGCACGCACUAACGCUCUUCGCGCGGAAGCCAUGCUCAUCAUGAUCUCCAUCAUCCGCGUCGGCCAAUCACAGUUUGUCAAGACUCAGAUAGAUGAGGAUUCCAUCGAUCGAAUUAUGUCAUGUGUGAGAUCUCUCUCUGAGUUUCCGCAGAGGAAGGAGCUCGAGACGGUGUUCCUCGAGGAUACACGGAAGUCCUUCAGGACUAUGGUGCAGACUGAGGAAAAGAAGCGUGCCGCAAAAGAGGCGGUGGAGAAAGCGAAGUCGGCGAUAAACGUAGAUGAUGCGUUCUCUAUCCGACAGCUCAAGAAGAAAGAUCUGGAUGGGGCUGAUGAAAUUGAGCAAGAUCUGGAGAGAGCGAUGGGCGGCGAUACUGCCACCGAAGAUCUCACCUCAAAGUUGAGCAGGGUUGUACAGCUCACUGGUUUCUCCGAUCCCGUUUAUGCGGAAGCUUAUGUCAAGGUCCAUCAAUUCGACAUCGUCUUGGAUGUUUUGCUUGUCAAUCAGACAACCGAAACCCUGCAAAACCUCACAGUUGAGUUUGCUACGCUUGGUGAUCUCAAGGUUGUUGAGCGGCCUCCUACGCAGAACGUGGGUCCUCACGACUUCAUCAACCUGCAAGCCACCAUCAAAGUUUCAUCAACGGACACGGGUGUCAUUUUCGGCAACGUCAUUUAUGAGGGCGAAAAGGGCGUUGAUUCCAACGUCGUCAUCCUGAAUGACGUGCAUGUGGACAUCAUGGACUAUAUCAAGCCAGCUCAUUGCACUGAGACGCAGUUCCGCACCAUGUGGACAGAGUUUGAGUGGGAAAAUAAGGUCAACAUCAACUCCAAGGCCAAGUCAUUGCGCGAGUUCCUGAAACAGCUGAUGGCAUGCACCAAUAUGAGCUGUCUAACCCCGGAGGCGUCUAUGAAAGGAGACUGCCAAUUCCUUUCAGCCAAUUUGUACGCCAGGAGCGUGUUUGGCGAGGAUGCGCUUGCCAACUUGAGCAUCGAAAAAGAGGGAGAAAACGGUCCUAUCACAGGAUUUGUGCGCAUUCGCAGUCGCUCACAAGGUCUGGCUUUGAGCUUAGGCUCUCUCAAAGGCUUGAACAAGGUUGGCGGAUCGUAGUCGAUAUUGAUUCGAUAAGAAUACCAGCGUUAGGUUCUGUCUUCAGCAGCAAGCUGCGACUUGGCUGCCCACCCACCCGACGGUUGGUUGGCUUGGGUGUUGUGGAGAGUAUGCAUGCUGGUGCGUGCCUGGCCAACAAAAGCCGUUAGAGGCCGGGGGAUUCAUGAGGAACGUCGGUUGCAGAGUAACGGAAUGGGGUAGUGAUAAGACACGGCAGCCAUGGCGGGUUAUGUUCGUUCGAUACUUUAGCAUGCAGCAUCUCUCCAAGACACGAAACUUCC